UGUUGUACUUAAAAAACCGAGUAUAUAUAAUCGUCUCAUUAGCCUUUCAGAGCUACGAAGUUACGGUAGUGCCCCCAAAGCGCUACCCGAGGUUUUUUAUAUUUCUCCAGUAAAGAAAGGCUCACUAAUUAAGAAAAAUUUGCUCGCGACGAAGAUAUGGCGAUUACAUCCUCCCGUCCCAGUUUAGCAACCGUGUUGCUUUUUAUAAUUCUUUCGGCUGUAUUCAAAGAUUCUUCUGAAUUGAAACUGAGUAAUCAGGAUGCUCUUCAACUGAGAAAACCCGUAUCUUUGCCAUCACCACCGGCUCCAGAUUAUGAUCAGUGUGGUUUGACGGCACAUGAAUACAGAUUUGAUUGCUAUCCAGAAACAGCUUCUACUCAAGAGAGCUGUGAGGCAAGAGGCUGUUGCUGGCUAUCGACUGAAACCCAAGCAAACGCCAAAAACACAUCAGGAAGCUUGCAAAAUAUCGGAAUGCCGUACUGUUUCUAUCCACCAAACUAUAAUACUUAUAAGUUUGUAAAUGCCAGCGAAACAGCCUCUGGUUUGGUCGCUUACCUGCAAAGGUCUUACGAUAGCGGAUAUCCAAACGAUGUAGAAGUUAUUCAGCUGAUAGUUACAUACGAAACUGAAAAUAGGCUACGUGUAAAGAUUGUUGAUCCACAAAAUAGCAGAUAUGAACCAGCAUAUCCUGAACUACCCACAGUAGACACUGCUCCUGAAAACGUGAACUAUAUCUUUGACUACGACACAUCUGCUGCUGGAUUUAAAAUUUUGCGAAAAUCAGACAACACUGUACUAUUUGAUGCCAACAAUUUCGUAAACUUUAUUUAUGCCGAUCAGUUCUUGCAAAUUAGUAGUAAUCUUCCUUCGAAGUAUAUCUAUGGCAUAGGAGAGCACACUUCAACUUUGCUCUUGGAUGUUGAAUGGAACAGAUUUACACAGUGGAAUCACGAUAUAUCACCAGGUGAAGGUAGAAAUCUGUAUGGAACCCACUCAUUCUACCUUGGAAUGGAGAAUUCAGGCAACAGUCAUGGAGUAUUUUUAUUUAACAGCAAUGGACAAGAUAUCCUUCUUCAACCUGCACCCGCCAUCACUUUCCGCGCUAUCGGUGGUGUGCUAGAUUUCUACUUCUUGUUGGGUCCUACCCCCUCUGACGUCAUUGAGCAAUACAUCGAUCUGAUUGGCAAACCUUACAUGCCGCCAUACUGGGGUUUGGGUUUCCACUUGUGCAAGUACGGAAUCAAGACACUGAACGCAACUAGUGUAAUUAUGGAACAGAAUAUCGCCGCUGGUGUACCUUUGGACACACAAUGGAACGACUUGGACUACAUGGACACGAACAAAGAUUUCACCUACAGCAAGGAAAAUUUCAACGGUUUACCCGAGUUCGUGGAGGACCUUCAUAGCAGAGGCAUGCAUUACAUCCCACUGAUAGACCCCGGUGUGAGUGGUAGUGAAGAGUCUGGCACCUACCCUCCCUACGAUGAAGGAAUUAAAUCGGACAUUUUCGUAAAGAACAUUUCAGGAGAUCCAUUUUUCGGAAAGGUAUGGAACAGCGACUCUACCGUUUGGCCCGAUUUCACCGACCCCAACACCUUGGCUUACUGGACCCAGAUGUUAAAGGACUUCCACGACGAGGUGGCUUUUGACGGCGCCUGGAUCGACAUGAACGAGCCCUCCAACUUCCUGUCGGGAACGGCCAAUGGCUGCCCAUCCGAUUCCACGCUGGAGAAUCCACCCUAUGUGCCCGCAGUAGACGGAGGCGUAUUGUACUCCAGAACUUUGUGUAUGACUGCCACACAGAAGGCUGGAUUGCACUAUGACGUGCAUAAUUUGUACGGGUUCACUGAGGCGAUAAUGACCAGCGCUGCUUUGAUUGACAUUAGAGGUAAAAGACCUAUGGUCAUUUCGAGAUCCACCUUUGCUGGUCAUGGACACUACGCUGGACACUGGAGUGGAGAUGUAUAUUCCAGUUGGGACGCUUUGAAACAGAGUAUUCCUCAUGUCCUCAGCUUCAGUUUAUACGGUAUUCCUUUGAGAGCCAACGAAGGCCUCUGCAAUAGAUGGCAACAGUUGGGCGCCUUUUAUCCCUUCUCUAGAAACCACAAUAACGACAACGCCAUUCCUCAAGAUCCGGUGUCUAUGGGAGACUUGGUAGUUAAAUCGACCAUCAAAGCUCUGACAGUUCGUUACGAACUACUACCCUAUUUGUACAGUCUGUUCUACAGGGCGCACGUUUAUGGAGAGACAGUAGCUAGACCUUUGCUCGUGGAGUUCCCCAGUGACCAAAACACAUGGACAGUCGACACUGAAUUCUUGUGGGGCGGUGGACUUUUGAUAGUUCCUGUAUUAGAGAAUGAUGCCACUUCUGUAGUAGGAUACUUACCCGAAGGUAUCUGGUACGACUAUUACAACAAAAACUCUACUACUAGCAAAGGUGAAAAUGUGACUUUCGAUGCUCCUUUGGACACUAUCCCUGUCCUAGUUCGGGGCGGUUAUAUUCUUCCCCAACAGGGUGCUAAACAAACCACUACAGAGUCUAGAAAGACUAAAUUGAAGCUUCUGGUGGCUUCCAGUGCUGAUGGAGAAGCUUCGGGAGAAUUGUUUUGGGAUGACGGAGAUACUGUGGACACCAUCGAAGACAAACUCUACACUCUCGUACAGUUCAAUCUGCAAGAUGGAACUUUAAAAAGCGAAACUGUUCAAUGGGCUGGCGAAGCACCUCCUAACUUGGGAACAAUUACCGUUCUAGGUGUGCAGAACACUGUAUCGUCGGUAACAGUAAACGAUGCAUCGUCGACUUUUACAUAUGACGCAGAUAAUAAGUACUUGGUUAUUGACGAUCUUGAUAUAUCCUUGGAGCAAUCUUUGGUAGUAACAUGGAGUUAGGACAAGACAACCAGGCUUAUAAGUCCAUUACAAUUUAACUAUUAGUUUAAAAAUGUUACCUUUAUAUUUAUAUUUAGAGACUUGAGAUUUUUUUUACUUUUUUACCAAAGUUGGUGCAAGUUCGUUUUGUUAAUAUAAACUAAUUAAAUAUUUUUUUGAUUAUUUUCUGUGAUAAUUUUGCUCUGAAGUUUAAUAUUUUGUUAUUAAGUAAUAUUUUUUUAACUGACGUGAUUUUUUUUAAAUUAUUACUACUUAAAUACACAAAGUUUUAAAAAUGGGCACUAUGUGUGAAGUUUUCUUUAAAAGUUUUAAUAGUGAUACGUAUUUAUUUUUGUUAAAAAUAAUUAUUCUAAAAAUGUUUUCCUACUAAAAGUUAUAAAAAUUAAUAUAUUUCUAUGUAAUGCUUAUUUUAUUUUAAAAGCUAUGCUAUAAAAGAAUUAGGCAAUGCUCAUGAAGAUACAAAAAAUUGUAAUGGUUGCUGUGACACUCGUUUUAAAGACAAUAAUAAAGUAUUAUCAUUUGAAAA
This is a messenger RNA of Sitophilus oryzae (rice weevil), 3415 nucleotides long. Its product is annotated as lysosomal alpha-glucosidase-like. NCBI's taxonomy places the organism in Eukaryota, Metazoa, Arthropoda, Insecta, Coleoptera, Curculionidae. Gene Ontology annotation, molecular function: alpha-1,4-glucosidase activity; carbohydrate binding. The record is from RefSeq and is a predicted model, not a curated record. Gene Ontology annotation, biological process: carbohydrate metabolic process.